This is a messenger RNA of Octopus bimaculoides (California two-spot octopus), 3527 nucleotides long. Its product is annotated as sepiapterin reductase. The record is from RefSeq and is a predicted model, not a curated record. Lineage: Eukaryota; Metazoa; Mollusca; Cephalopoda; Octopoda; Octopodidae. Gene Ontology annotation, molecular function: sepiapterin reductase (NADP+) activity. Gene Ontology annotation, biological process: tetrahydrobiopterin biosynthetic process.
AUCCCCCCUUCGUUUUUAUGUAUAUCACUUCUCCCACAUUAUUUUGCGUGAAUUCGCGUCUUUGUUGAAUCGUGUCAUCUCUUUACUUCAAUCGCUACGAAAUCACUGCCUUACAUUUUAUUCAAUAGGAACGUACACACACGCAAAUAUUUUUUUCUAGAUAGAUUUAUUCUUUGAUAUUCCGUAACAACCCAUUAACAAAAGAUGUCUGGAAAUCCCUCCACGAAAGAUACGACAGUGCUUUGUGUGUUGACUGGAGCCAGUCGUGGUUUUGGACGGAGUUUAGCCGUGGCAUUGAGCCAAACGUUCAAAUCAGACUCGGUUUUCAUCCUCCUAGCUCGAUCGAUGAAUGAUUUAGAAGCUGCCAAAGAAGAAAUGCUACAAAUGUCCAAUCUUUCUCCCGAUCAUAUACUUCCGUUUUACCUUGAUCAGGGCCAAUUCUCUGCAGAUAUAGCAACAAAAUUAUUCCAAGAUAUUCGAGCACAGUUAAGUAAACUGCGACAACAAUUCCACAAAUACUUACUAAUUCACAACAGCGGUACCCUGGGCGAUAUCACCAAGAAAUCUUCACAGUUCGGUGACUUCGACGAAAUCAGUGCUCACUUCAACGUCAAUGUAAGUGGAAUGAUUGCGUUGAAUACCAAAUGCCUGGAACUCUUUGACGACAACAGCAAAUGUAUAAUAGUCAACAUUUCAUCACUAGCAGCUAUCCAACCUGUGAAUUCCUUCUCUUUAUACUGCGCCAAUAAAGCAGCUCGCAACAUGUAUUUCAAAGUGUUGGCUGGAGAAGAGAAAGACCUUCGUAUAUUAAAUUAUGCUCCUGGACCACUUGACACAGACAUGCAAAAAAAUGUUCGUGAAAAUGCAGUCGAUGAUACAAUCAGACAACAAUUUACAGAAAUGUUCAAUUCAUCAAAACUGGUCUCCUGUGAAGACAGUGCUGAGAAGUUGAUAGACCUUCUAGAGAAGGAUACAUACACCAACGGAGACCACAUAGACUAUUACGAUGACUAAAUACUUGUAUUUUUUAAGUCACACCCUCCCUCUUUCUCUGUGAACAAGAGGCUGUGUCUUGAGUCAACCCAUUUGUGACUGUGUGUUCGGAAAAUGAUGUCCAUGUGUUAAAAUUAAUUUUGAAAAAAGAAUUAAUGAAAUAGGGGAAAAUUUAGUUGAAUAACUAAGUUGUAGGGAGUAGAUAGGCUACCAUUUUCCUGGUUUUAUACACUGCUUCAGUUAAUUUUGAGAAUGAAGAAUUUAGUAAUAUAACUUUUUUGUUAUAAAAUGAUAAUAAUAAUAAUAAUGAACUUACUGUAUGCAGAACUCAGGUGUGCUAUAACUCAUCAGAAAAAGUAACUAAAACUUCAUAAUGGGUACAUAGAAUAUGCAUAGGAAGUAAACAGUUAAAAAGUUGUUUUUUUUUUUAAAAAAACAAAAAAAAAACAGGGGCAUGGGGAAUCAGAUGUACUGUUUACGAGUUUCAGGAAAUUUUGAAGGAUGUAGUGUCCCAAUGGCCAGCAGGGUAGUUUAUUCCAUACUUCAUCGAUUCUGAAUGUGAAAAAAAAUGUUUCUGAAAGUCAUAGAUACUGUGUUGUUUUUUUGAUUUUGUAAGUAUGUCCAUGAGCGUUUGACAUUUGGAAUUCAAAAAGGUACCCAAGAUUGUUAUUGGAAAGCUGGUGUUUGGGACAAGGUCACUUUAAAACAGGAAGUCUGUAUCAUAGAACCAGGGUCAGUCUCAAGCAGGUCGAUAUUAGAAGGGGUUAUAAAAAUUUUACCAUUUAUGUCACAUGACUAGACAUCAUUAUAAAAGACUUUGGGAAAUGACUGCCAUAAAGCAUUUUGUCCUUUCGCUAUAUUUCUGUAGAGAUUCAUUACUCUUGUUUCAAUUAAUUUUUUAAAUAAUGGAGAAUUUCGUGAAAUAACUUUGCUAGUGUUUGUAACGUAAAUUAACAUGAAAUAUACCAUAUUUUAACUUGUAUAAGGAACCCUUUUUUGUCAAAAAUUAGGUUAAAAAAUAUGGGAGUUUCCGCUGACAAAACAUUCAAUUUUUUUUCUCCGUAUUCUUUCUGUUGAAGAGCGUAACUCGAAACGUUAAAGACUUUCUGUAUUCCCGAGCGUUAAACUAAUACAUCCUUUUGUUGUAUACACCACCUGUCCUCGUCUGUUGUUUUUUUUUCGUAAAUUCUCCGAUAGUAUUAUAAUUCCUUACAACACCUUUUUUUUUCCAAAUUUUAAGCCCCCCAAAAUUAGAGGGUUCCUUAUACACGUUAAAAUACGGUAAAUCACUUUAAAAUUGGAAGUUUGUAAUGUGGCAUUAGAGACUGUCUCAGACAGGUUGGUAUCAAAACGGUAAAGCCAGCACUAAAUGUUUCUUGACCAGACAGUUUGAGAAACAGUAAAGCAUUUAAUCUUUGUUAUAUUUCUGUUGAAAUACUCUACCUUUAUUCAAUUAAUUUUGAAAAUAAGAAAGAAUUUAGUAAAAUAACUUUGUCAUUAUUAAGCUAAUGUUUGGAACAUAAAUUAGCAUGAAAGAAAUGUUGCUAAGCAUUUUUAUCAGACAGUUCUGCCAGCUUGCCCCCUUAGCAACAACAAUAAUAAUUCUUUCUAAUUUUGGCACAAAGCCAGCAGUUUUGAGGGGGAGGGAGCAAGUCAGUUACAUCAUUCCCAGAACUGGACUGGUAUUUUAUUUUACCAACAUUGAAAUGAUGAAAGGCAAAGUUGACCCUCAGUGGAAUUUGAACUCAGAACAGAGAGUACCAGAAGAAACACCACAAGGCAUUUCAUCCAGUACUCUAAUGCAGGGGUUUUCAAACUUUUUGACUUGUGGACCCCUUUAUAUUUCAGGCUUUACCCUUAUAAACGCUUAUGAAAUUUAUACAUAAAUAUUUGCUUAAAAUAACAUAUAUUUUUACAUUUAUUUAUUUAACAGUAUUUAACAAAUAGGUUUAUUGUCAAUUAAAAGAUUUCGAUUAAAAAACAUAUAUAAAAUCAAAUUACCCAUAAAAAGUAUUUGCUGUCUACGGACCCCCUGUCUUGUCCUUGCGGACCACAGUUUGAAAGCCCCUGCUCUAAUGAGUCUACCAAUUCAGCACCUUAAUAACUGGAAUAAUAGUAAUAAUGAUAAGAAAAAGGUAACGAGCCAACAGAAUCAUUAGCAUGCUGGGUAAAACGCUUAGCAGCAUUUUGUCUGGCUUUACGUUCUGAGUUCAAAUUCCACUGAGGUUAACUUUGAUUUUUAUUCUUUCAGGGUCGAUAAAAUAAAUAUCAGUUGAACACUGGGGUUGAUUUAGUUGGCUUAUCUCCUUCCCCAAAAUUGUUAGUCUUGUGUGAAAAUUUGAAACCAAUAACAAUACGAGGAAAUUCAUUUAUGAUGAUGAUGAUGAUGAUGAUGAAAACAGUCAACUCCUUAAAUGUCUUAAGAUAUAUUUUUCAUCUUAUUAUUACUUUUUUCUUUUUUGUUCUCCAAAUUUAAUUUGAGUGUGAAAUUCCUUUUCAGAUUUCAAAACACAAAAAAAAAAAAAAAAAAAAAA